Messenger RNA from Crotalus tigris (Tiger rattlesnake), 345 nucleotides. Its product is annotated as protein PET117 homolog, mitochondrial. Gene Ontology annotation, biological process: mitochondrial respiratory chain complex IV assembly. Gene Ontology annotation, cellular component: mitochondrion. The transcript has 2 exons. Lineage: Eukaryota; Metazoa; Chordata; Lepidosauria; Squamata; Viperidae. Bases 7 to 321 code for a protein of 104 amino acids. The record is from RefSeq and is a predicted model, not a curated record.
ACGCGCAUGCUCCUAGCACCUUAUCUGCAAUGGUGUGCAUCGUUUUCGUGCUUGCUCUUGUGGGAAGUUGUGGAGCUUCGUUGUGUCAUGUCGGCGGCUUCUAAGGCAGCCCUGGGGGUUUCUGUCCUUCUCUCGGGCGGAGCCAUUAUUGGUGUCCACAUCCAACAGAGACGUCUCAGAGAGAAGUUACAUGAAGGCGUGUACAGAGAUCUUGAGAGACAGAAAUACAAGGAACAUUUUAAUAUUUUAGAUAAACAUACUACUUUGGCCAUACAACUUGAAACAGAAAAUAGCAAAAUGCUAAUGGCAAGAAAAUCCUAAGCGUGAAAAGAAUUAUCAUUAUAA